AUGCCUCCGCAGUUAUGCUCUCAGGCAAACGUGCCCCUACCAGGAAUCGAACCGAACGCAUCGAAGGAUGAUGGUAUUCUUAUCAACCUUCCAUUCAAACGCCUAUUCACAACUUGCUGGGCCUUAAUGUCAUGCGUUAACGGGCGAAAAAAGAGAGCGACCGACGACGUUAAGGAGAAAGGGCAUGAUCAGACAACAUCGCAGCCCUGGCGAUGUGACUCAUCCCAAAUCGAAAAGGAUCGAGGUGACCACUUCAUGCACCACUACUCGUCUGAAGACCGCGUCGAAAAGUGUACUCCAUCUCUGUGGUUUAAGAAUCCACGUAAGCAGGCAAUCGAUGCUCUUCUUCGGACAGACGCUGAAGCGGAGGGAGCAAUGGCGCAACCACCACCUGAGCCAUAUGCAGGGUCCCAAUUGCGCGCCUGA
Pseudovirgaria hyperparasitica is the source of this 426-nucleotide messenger RNA. RefSeq lists its product as uncharacterized. The record is from RefSeq and is a predicted model, not a curated record. The coding region runs from base 1 to 426 and encodes 141 amino acids. The transcript has 3 exons. Lineage: Eukaryota; Fungi; Ascomycota; Dothideomycetes; Acrospermales; Acrospermaceae.